This is a messenger RNA of Chinchilla lanigera (long-tailed chinchilla), 1502 nucleotides long. It is a transcript of the gene Tmem150a, whose product is annotated as transmembrane protein 150A. Gene Ontology annotation, biological process: protein localization to plasma membrane. NCBI's taxonomy places the organism in Eukaryota, Metazoa, Chordata, Mammalia, Rodentia, Chinchillidae. The record is from RefSeq and is a predicted model, not a curated record.
GCCAGGCAGGGCGCGGCGGCGGCGGCGGCGGCGGGGUGCUCCCGAGAGGCCAGGGCAGCUGAUGGUUGUGGCCGAACUAUCUCCAGGUAGCUGGGCCCGCCCCCUCUUCCCCACCUACCUCUCGUCCUCCCCCCACAUCAUCACCCUGGCUCCCCUCCCUCAUGACCGCCUGGAUCCUCCUUCCUGUCAGCCUGUCAGCAUUCUCCAUCACUGGCAUAUGGACUGUGUAUGCCAUGGCCGUGAUGAACCGCCACGUGUGCCCUGUGGAGAACUGGUCCUACAACGAGUCCUGCUCUCCUGACCCUGCUGAGCAAGGGGGCCCCAAGACCUGCUGCACCCUGGACGAUGUCCCUCUCAUCAGCAAGUGUGGCACAUAUCCCCCAGAGAGCUGCCUCUUCAGCCUCAUUGGCAACAUGGGUGCUUUCAUGGUGGCCCUGAUCUGCCUCCUGCGGUAUGGGCAGCUCCUGGAGCAGAGCCGGCACUCCUGGGUUAACACCACGGCGCUCAUCAUGGGCUGCACCAACGCCGCGGGCCUCGUAGUGGUUGGCAACUUUCAGGUGGACCACGCCAAGUCUCUGCACUACGUUGGAGCCGGUGUGGCCUUCCCUGCGGGGCUGCUCUUUGUCUGCCUGCACUGUGUGCUCUCCUACCAUGGGGCCGCUGCCCCCCUGGAUCUGGCUGUGGCCUACCUGCGAAGCGUGCUGGCUGUCAUCGCCUUUGUCACCUUGGUCCUCAGCGGUGUCUUCUUCGUCCAUGAGAGUUCGCAGCUACAACAUGGCGCAGCUCUGUGCGAGUGGGUGUUUGUCAUCGAUAUCCUUAUUUUCUAUGGCACCUUCAGCUACGAGUUUGGGGCAGUCUCCUCAGACACACUGGUGGCUGCGCUGCAGCCUGCCCCUGGCCGGGCCUGCAAGUCCUCGGGGAGCAGCAGCACCUCCACCCACCUCACCUGUGCCCCCGAGAGCAUUGCCAUGAUCUGAGGUCAGGAGGGUGGCUGGCCCGGCCUCCGCAGCACCCACCUCUUCUCUUCUCUUCGCAUUUAUUUUGUACCAAAAACAAUUUUCAGACAGUGUUCUGUUGGGAUCUGGGCUUCCUCGCUCCUGGAGAAAUGGCCAUCCCACAUCCACCCGUGCCAUAGAGGAGCAGGCCCGGCAGGCUGCCUCGGCUGCACGCCCUGCUCCCCACACCACAGUAUUGUUUCAUGUUAAAGUUCCCCUUCCUCACUUGCCCAGCCAGCCCUUCAGGUGCCUUCGACUCCCAGUGCCAGAGCCAGGCCACUGGGGUUUCCUGCUGCAGGAAUUGGGGGCUGGAAACAGCAAGAGGGAUUGGAGUCUGGGGGUGGGAGGAGCACGCCUUAGCCUACAGGAAAGGCCCACUUCUGGGCCUGCUGCGCUACACUGGGAUUCUUCACUCUGCCCCUCACUUCCUUUAGGCCAAAUAACACAGCAGGACCACGUGGGUAUUUUAGUACUUUUUUAUAUCUAUUAAAAGAACUCUAAUUUGCA